AUGUCCUCGACAGAAGAGCGCUUUGAGCUGCUCGAGCGCCUGAACGACUACGCCGAUGGCCUCGGUGAGGGCGCGACCUCCCACAGCCAGUUCUUCGUCCCCUCUCCUCUACCCGAUUCAGUCCCAUUGACAGCGACUCUCAAGCUGUACAGCCGAUGGCCGAAGAAGGAAGAUCGUCUUGUCGAUGAAUGGCUGCCGCGACUCAACGCCUUUCGCAGUAUCGCCCAGGAGCUCGAGGCCAGGGAGCAAUGUGAUCGAAGCGCCAACACUGAAUGUUCCACCAACUCGCCCAUCGGGGUCUUCUACGUCUGGGCUGUGAGCUGCCUAAAGUAUGACUCACGGGACCCGUUGACUGGCCUUCCAUUCAACCUCUCCGACACCGGCAGCCUGCUGAAACCCACCCUUCUGGCGCACAAAAUCCACAAGGCGCCCUUGGAUCUUGGCCAACUGAAGAAGGUGCCCACCCAGCUCAGCCAUUUCGACGACUCCCGUCGAAACGCCCGUGUCGAAGCCUGGGGCGUCAACAAAUUCCUCAGAUCGUACCGACUGCCCGCUGUCGAGGCAUUCUUGGACGGCCUUCCGUCUGCAGGCCCACGGGCUCCUCAUUGGCGCGACCCUGCCCGAGACGUUCACGUUCUCAGCCGACUCCUAGGAGGAGUACAGGCUGAACGGGCUUACGACAACCGAGCUGAAGCACGUUGUUCGUCCGACACCAUAUGUCGACACACACUUCACCUGUCGCAUAUCGACUUUGCAUCGCUGUUCGACGAGUGUGGGACCAUGACGGAGCGGGACGUGAGGAAGCUUGAAGGAGUUGGGCGCGCAACCGGCGACGUCCGGCGGCUAUGGCGCGACGAGUUGAGGAAGUGGCAGAUGGAGAACGACGAGCAUGUGGUCACCGUCCUCAAGCUCAAUUUCUCGACACGCAAUCUGCGCACCAUCCCGCUCAAGGCGGGCGAAUGUGCGAGGGGCGAGUUCGAGUGGGCGUGGCGCGGCGAGCUGGUCCAGUGGCAGCGCAAGAACGACGACAACACGCGCGACGUCCUGAGACUCAACCUGGCAACUCGGAAUCUGCGAACGCUCCCGUGGGUCCAUCAUCAUCCGAUCGAUCUCGUGUUCGAGUCCAACGAGUACUUCAGGAGGAAGCUCGGCGUGACGCCAGGUCGUCAACUCACUCUGUUCAGCUUCUGCCAAGACCAGAACAGGCCUGAGCGACGUCCUCUCGAGCGGCUGGACCGUAAGCGUCACCGCGAGAUCGCGAUCGAGCCGCCAUUCCCCACUCUCAACGCCGCCAUAGACAGUGCUCUUGCACUCGAACGUCCCCCAGAGGCGGCGCGUCGCGCCCUGGUCGUCCCCCCUCGCCCCGUCCCAGCCCCUAGGGCUACCAGGGUUAUCACCGGCCCCCUCAACCGUCUCGAGCUGCAGCUGCGCGAGAGGGAGCGCAUCGCCGUCCGUGAGGGGCGCCCGCAGCGCCAGAUCCUUCUCGCUAACGUUGUCGAGCCUGCUGCUGCCGAACCGAUUGCUGUCGAGCCUGUCGUCGCCGAGCCGAUUGCUGUCGAGCCGGUCGUCGCCGAACCGAUUGCUGUCGAGCCUGUCGUCGCCGAGCCGAUUGCUGUAGAGCCUGUCGCCGCCGAGCCGAUGUCUGUCGAGCCUGUCGCCGCCGAGCCGAUGUUUGUCGAGCCUGCUGCUGCCGAGCCCUUCGUCGCUGAGCCCAUCGUCGCUGAGCCUGCCCAGCAUGCCGUUGCCGAACGUGUCACCGUCGCGCCUGCUGCCGUCGCGCCUGCUGCCGUCGAGCCAAUUGGCGUCACUGCCGGUCGCGUUCCUGCCGAAGCGGAGCUGCCCGUCGUGAGACCCAACGUGCCUGUUGCCGGCCCCGGACACGUUAACCGCGCUUUCCAGGAGAUGUCGUCAAUUGAACGGCGACUCCGACGCGCAGACCCCGACGCCGAACCGGCGCCCCUCGUCACGCCGGUGUCUGCCUUGGCCGACAGCAGCUACCCGCAACGCCUGGCCUGGCAAUUGCCGGCUGUCCAGGCGCUCGCCGGCAUCAUCAAGGCUUCUGCACCGGCUGAGGAGGACGACGAUGAGGGAGGCGAGAGCUUCAUGGGCGGUCGCCGAGCAGUAAGCUAG
Messenger RNA from Trichosporon asahii var. asahii CBS 2479, 2130 nucleotides. RefSeq lists its product as uncharacterized. The coding region runs from base 1 to 2130 and encodes 709 amino acids. The record is from RefSeq and is a predicted model, not a curated record. Lineage: Eukaryota; Fungi; Basidiomycota; Tremellomycetes; Trichosporonales; Trichosporonaceae. The transcript has 5 exons.